Molecule: messenger RNA, 2260 nt
Organism: Lucilia cuprina (Australian sheep blowfly)
Lineage: Eukaryota; Metazoa; Arthropoda; Insecta; Diptera; Calliphoridae
Exons: 6
Coding region: 295-1632 (445 amino acids)
Source: RefSeq, a predicted model, not a curated record
AUACAGAAAUAAUUUUCUCCGCUGUGCAUUUUUUUAUAGAAAAAUAUAAUUCAAUUUAAUGAAGAACUUAAAAAAAACUUAAAAACAAUCAAAAUAUACUAAUAAAAUAAAGCAAAUAAAUAAAAACUAAAGAUUUUAAAAAUAAUUUAUAAAUUGCUGUGACAUACAAAAAACAUAUAUUGCAAUUAACAAAGAAGUUUGACUUUUAAAUUUAGUUAAUUUACAACUAACUAUUUGCAUUUGAAGUAAAAAUCAUAAAAAACAAAAAACACUUUAAAAAAAUCAAAAAAAGAUAUGAUGUCUUCAACAUUAAGUAAAAUCCAUGUGACCAAUUCAACGGGUCUUUCAUUAAAUGAACGUUUUACGGCCAUAUCAACACAACCAAAAGUUGUAACCAAUAUUGGUGCAACCCGACGCAGCCGUAGUCGCAGUCGUAGUGUACAGCGACAAGUACCCGUUGCAGCUACAGCCGAACGUAUAACAUCACGAGCCAAUCAACGUUUAUUGGCUCAACUUCAGAGGAAACAUAAAGUACAAGCUGCUUUAAAAUUGAAACGUAGAAGUAUGCGUACCGUUGGUGGCAGAUCGAAUGGUAGUGGUGGAGCUAAUGGCAGAAUACGACGUGGCACUGUUAAAGCAUUUCGCGUAGGAGCAAAUGGUAAACCCAUACGCACCAACAGCCUGACCCGUAUUGCAACCAUGAAUGCUGAUCGCGAGAUUACCAACAAUCGCAGCAGACCCUUGCGUCGUUCUAAUUCAUCAAAUAAUUUAGCUGGUCGUUUGGGACCUAGACGUCCCACUGUGGGCGGUGCUGCCCAACGUGUGGCCAGAAGAAAUAUUGAUCGUCAACGUGGUCGCAAUAACGUUGGCAUUCGCGGCAGAUCUACUGGUCUUAAUAAUCGUGGUCGCUCACGUAGUCGUUCUCGUACACGCACCCUGUCCGAUAAUGGACGCAAUCGUUCACGAACCCGCAACAAUACAGACAAUCAACUUAAUAAUCGUAGCCGUUCCAGAAAUCGUAAUUCGGCCAACAUACAAACGAAUAACAACAAUAACAAUAUACGUCGUGGUCGUUCUCGUAGUCGAAGUCGUGGACGUGCUGCUGUUGGCUCUGUAAACAAAUCAAAUUUGCCAAUUAAAGCUCGUUUGGGUGUACGUCCGGGUGUGACAGCAAAUCGCGGUGCAAAUAAUAAUAGACGUGGCCGCAAUGCUAGUCUAACUAGACGGGGUGUACAAACAGGUCGUGUACAGAAGAGACGUAAUUCUACAAAUGUAAAUGCGGCUGGAAACGAUAAUAAUGGACGUGGUCGUAUGAGAUCAAGAUCUGCCGUUCGCAAUAACAGCAAUAAUGGUAAUGUGCGUUCACGAUCACGUUCUCGCACACGCAAGGGUCAGGUAGGUCAGCAACGCCAACAACAAGGUUCAGGACAAGUAAGACAGCAACGUAACAAUCGUGCUCCACGCGGACGCCAACAACAAAGACGUGGCAACAACGUCGGCAACGGCCAAAGAGGUACAAAUAACAAUGGUAAAGCUCAAACACAACAAAGACGUGGACGCAGUCGUAGUCGCACCGGACGUGGUGCCAAUAGCGGUGGCAAUUCACGUAAUCAAGGUAAAAACGAACCAUAAAUUGCUGACAGACAGAGGAAUACUUCGUAAACAAGUCAAAUCUUUUUUUUAAUGCAAACAAAAACCUAUUUCUAUCUUUAGGAAAUAAAUCUGCAGCAACAACAAAACCGGCUGUCAACAAAGAUGCUUUGGACAAAGAGUUGGAUCAAUAUAUGGCCACAACAAAGACUGAACAUGAAAUGGAUUACUUGUUAAAGAAUUAAGCGAUAGCUACUGGUGGAUGGAAGUACAAUUUGGUCACAAUAUUAUAACAUUUGCUCCAACUACCGCCGCCCCGCCCAAACAAUGAUAAUGAUUGUGUUUUGAUAUUUAACACUAUACACUUUUGUGUGUAUAGUUGACAUUUUUUUUUUGAUAAAUGUUUUUAUUAGUGUAAUUAGUUUAACUAUCAAUAUCAAAUAAAAAUAGUUGUAAUUUCAUAUAACUAUUUCAUUUUUUUUUAUAAAUAAGUAAUUAUUUAAUUUAAGUCAUUUGUCAUUUAGUUCGUUACUUUUUAUUUCUUUUGCCAUUUUGCUUACAUACACAAAAUACAUAUUUUGUCCAUUUUUUUGUUGUAUAUAUGAGAAAAAAGAAAGAUAAUUGUUUACUUUUUAUUUUUACAAUAUAAUAAAGAGGAAUACAUCAUUUA